AGCCGGGCGGAGCGGUUCGUCACGUGUUUGGCGGCCGAGUCGUUUGCCGCGGCGGUCGCGAAAAGCCCGAAUCGCCACGCUCCGCGGGGCAGAAAGUUGCAAGGCUUGGGGCUGGGCAGGGGGGGCGUCGGCUGUGUGUUUGCGGGGUUGUGUUGGCUUCAAGGCUUGCCCUUGCCUUUGCCCUUGCCCUGGUUGGCGAAUGCGACGCGCGCCCCUUUCGUUUCGAUAGCGGUGGGAAAGCUGGCGGCCAUUUACCGAGAGGCGCCAAGUGCGGCGGCCGAAUGUUCGGCCGCCUACCGGUGCCAGAAGGGGGCUGGGGCGCAGCUUCGGCCGACUAGCCCGGGGGCGUUGGUCCGCGGAGAAGAUCGGGCGGCGCUUUUCGCAGACCUACCGCCCCCCAACGAAGAGACAAGUGGAGCUGUUGCGCGAAAUCAUGACCAUCAAACUGGGGCAGACCAAGGAGCUCGAGCGCGACAAGUGCCGCCCCGGCCGGGUGAUGUUUGUGGGGCCGGGCCCCUAGAUGCCCCGGCCGGACAGCCCGCAGGCUAGCUGGCCAGCCGAAAGGGGCGGGCCGGCGGGCUGGCGUUUUCGGGAUGGGCUUGUUGACGGCCGCCCGCGCCUCGUGUACCUACGUACUCGGUGCCGCGCCUCGUCUGUCACCAGCCCUCGGGGUGUGCGACUUGGGGGCGUAGGCCCUGGUCCCGGCCUGGGCGGCUGUGCUCGCUUGCCCAGAUUAUCGCAUUCGUGUUCACAUUGUAAGCCCAAGGGGCGCGCCUGGGCCCCGGAGGCACCAGCCGGGGGGGCGCAGCUCUCGCGCACCCUCAGGCUGCCCGGUGUCCUGAAGGUGGGGCAACCAGACGGCGUUACACAAAUCGGCAGCCCGGGGCGCCAAUGGAGGACGCACAGACCGCCCGCGGCGACAUCCAAUGGUCGACGCGCCGUCUUGUUGCCCUUUGCGGCGAUCUAUUGGCGCGCGCCCAUGUG
Amoebophrya sp. A120 is the source of this 984-nucleotide messenger RNA. The record is from the annotation of a GenBank genome assembly. Lineage: Eukaryota; Dinophyceae; Syndiniales; Amoebophryaceae.